AUGCUCAGCGCCUCCCGAACUCUUGUGAAGCAGUAUGCUUUACGGAUCCCUAUUCUCUCGAAUUUGGUCGGGAUCAAACCUACUGGCCUGGUGGCCCUACCAUUGGAAAUAUCAAUCGAGAUAAUGAAGGGACUAGAGUGGGAUGACAUUCUACGUGUGAGACAGACCUGCAAAUACCUCUGCGAAGUGUCGAAAGCACGUCCGGUGUGGCAGUCACUAUUCGUGAAAUACUCGCAGUCUAUUUCACCACCGCAACCGUUUCGUCCUGAUAAGCCUAUUCAAAACUACUCGUCAAGAGAAUUGGAAACCGUGGUUCUUCGUUGGAAAGCUGCUGAAGUUGGUUGGUUGGUGGAUGGUCGGGUCCCUCUUCGUGAACGCCCGCUGUUCAUGGAAGGAGAAUUUACCGGCGAAUGCAUGCACCUCGUCCGUGGAGGUCGCUGGCUCUUGGUUGUAGCUCCUAAUGGCUCUGUGGAAUACUACGACCUGGAUGUUUCCCAGCCGAUUUCGCACUCCCUAAUACCGCCACCCUUCGAAGAGCACGUGCGUGUCCGUGCAUUUAUGUCGGUGGACAUGAGCCCCAUGCUCGAUGGCGACGAAGAUGGGCAAAAUCUUACAUUUCACCUGGGAUUAUGCCUUCAACGUUUCCGCGACCUUGAUCCAGAGACAUUGGAGCGCGUGUCGCCUUCUCGGCAGAACAUACAGAUAUGGCGCGUCGCGUUUCGAGAUAAGGAGGGGUCGAGCAUUGAAGGCCUCUUUGCUAACUGUCUUUCCUCAUUUCCCGAGGAGUCGAUUGCAGAUACAGAAGCAUUCGACUUGCGUGGCAGAUAUGUUGCUUAUUCGGCCCAGUUUUACAGGGGCGUUGGAGUAGCAUGCUCGGUGGUUGUCGACUGGUCUUCCGCAAAUGGCACCAAUAUGGCCUACAAACGAAAGUAUCUUUCAGGUGCUCAAGGGGUUAAACUAUCCCUCCUCCCAGGUGAUAGGUUAUUUACAUCCUAUAGUGAGUCGAUGCGGCUCUACGAUCUUCUCAGUGCGCCAGAAAGCGUUAGACCCCCGUCACAACACGAGUUUCCCCAUGAGCGGCCGAUUUGGAAAACAGAGCUGCGGGCGUUCGAAAGCGACUUUGUAUCGGGCCCAUUCUUUAUUCACGAUUCGUCACGAUUCGUCAUGAUGGAUGAACACGGUUUACGGGGAUUAAUCAUCCCAGAUGCCGAUUUCAUUGAUUCGGAAGGCGGGCCCACAAUGUUGCUUCUGCUAAAGGAUGAGAACAGCAAGAGCCAGCACCCUCAUGUGUUUGGCUAUCAUCGUGGUAUGGGCGUUUACUUGGACGACAUUAUCCUGCCCCAGUAUCUGUGGCCAGAUGAACAGGGCAAAGAAGGCAUUGCUCAUGCUAUCCUAUCCCCAAGCCCUCACUCCGUCCGGGUUAUUUGCAUGGAUGAAUAUUCCGGACGUGCGGCAAUAACUUUGUCCAACUUCAAAGACCAUUGUAUAAUCGAUUUUCCUAUUGUUAGUGGUGUUCACUAA
Molecule: messenger RNA, 1521 nt
Organism: Cyclocybe aegerita
Lineage: Eukaryota; Fungi; Basidiomycota; Agaricomycetes; Agaricales; Hemipholiotaceae
Source: the annotation of a GenBank genome assembly